AUGCAGCGAAAUAGGAGAUCGGCAAAGAUCGGUUGUCGGUCGAAGAUUUAUGUUAGUUGUUCCAGGAAUAUGCUCAAAAUUGUUCGGUACGAUGUGCGGCACAAUCAUGGCGUGACACCAGAUGAGGCGAAACUUUAUCCGCGGAAUCGGCGUUUGACGCAGUCUCAGCUAGCAGUCGUAGAGGACCUUUUAGAGACGACUCAGGAGAAUAACGUCGUGAAAGAAUUCAUUGAGACCAACUUUGAUACAUCUGUCACCAUGAGCGAUGUGAGAAAUAUAAAAUCAAAAAUCAAAGUCUCCAGAGAGCAAAUUUCUCAGGAGUUUAUGAUCUCCAAAGUCCAUCCUCGUCUUGAUGAACUCCAGUGUUUGACAACUUCU
Messenger RNA from Dibothriocephalus latus, 378 nucleotides. The record is from the annotation of a GenBank genome assembly. Lineage: Eukaryota; Metazoa; Platyhelminthes; Cestoda; Diphyllobothriidea; Diphyllobothriidae.